Amblyraja radiata (thorny skate) is the source of this 6071-nucleotide messenger RNA. RefSeq names its product branched-chain-amino-acid aminotransferase, cytosolic-like. Gene Ontology annotation, molecular function: branched-chain-amino-acid:2-oxoglutarate transaminase activity. The transcript is spliced from 11 exons. Gene Ontology annotation, cellular component: mitochondrion. Gene Ontology annotation, biological process: L-valine biosynthetic process; L-leucine biosynthetic process. NCBI's taxonomy places the organism in Eukaryota, Metazoa, Chordata, Chondrichthyes, Rajiformes, Rajidae. Bases 317 to 1528 code for a protein of 403 amino acids. The record is from RefSeq and is a predicted model, not a curated record.
AUCGACACACUGUGACUGAAUAGGUUUAAAGAAGAUAAAACCAGCUCACAAAUGAAAAUGUGAAGUCAAGGCGGAUCCAAUUGCAGCUCUCGUCAAUCAGGCUAAUUUUCUUCCUUUUACAUUGCCUCUCUGGUUAAUCCACCCCUUUUGCACUCAGUUCCCUGAUCAAUUUCCCUCUCCCUGGUUGAUUUCCCCCAUUAUCGCUUUUCUGGCAUCAGGCGGUACUGUACAAGGGGUUGAACCUGCUCGCUGCCCUGUUCAGGCUCCGUAGGCGGAACCUUUCUUUAGGGCUGCAGGGACAGACGGUGUAGUUUACAUGCGAGAUAGAGUGAUGGCGGCGGCGAGAGUGGCUGCGGCAGGACAGCUGAGGGUUUUGCUGAGGCAGUUGACACAUCCUCAUCGUUUAUCCAAUGGAUCCCGGAGAUCUGUUUGCACGGCAUUUAAGGCUGCUGAUUUGCAGAUUGAACUCACUAAACAACCCAGAGAGAAGCCAGACAACAACACCCUGGUGUUUGGCAAGUCGUUUACAGACCAUAUGUUGACAGUGGAAUGGGACGCAGAGAAGGGCUGGAGCAAACCCCAAAUUAAACCUCUGCAGAACCUCUCCAUGCAUCCUGCAUCUUCAGUUCUGCACUACUCUAUAGAGCUGUUUGAAGGUAUGAAGGCUUUCCGUGGUGUGGACAACAAGAUUCGCAUGUUCCGACCGGACUUGAACAUGGAGCGGAUGCACCGGUCAGCGGUCAGAGCCAGUUUGCCGGAAUUUGACAAAGGAGAGUUGGCGGAGUGUAUUCGAAAACUGAUUGAAGUUGACAGAGAAUGGGUCCCGUAUUCUGAUAAAGCAAGUCUCUACAUCCGACCCACCUUCAUUGGCACCGAGCCUUCCCUCGGAGUGUCCCGAACUAACCACGCCCUACUCUUUGUUAUCAUUGGGCCCGUUGGACCCUAUUUUGCAACAGGAGGUUUCAACCCCGUCUCGCUGCUUGCUGAUCCAAAGUUUGUGCGUGCUUGGAAAGGAGGCGUGGGUGACUGCAAAAUGGGAGGAAAUUACGGCCCCACGAUCUAUGUUCAGAAUGAAGCUCUGAAGCAAGGCUGCCAGCAGGUGCUGUGGCUCUAUGGAGAUGAGCACGCUGUCACAGAAGUCGGGACCAUGAACAUCUUCGUCUAUUGGAAGAACGAGCAAGGCGAGGUUGAAUUGCUCACUCCUCCACUGGACGGUACAAUCCUUCCGGGCGUCACGAGGCAGAGCUUGCUGGACCUGGCACGGCAGUGGGGAGAGUUUAAAAUUUCGGAGCGAGGGAUGACAAUGCCUGAACUAGUCAAAGGACUGCAAGAGAAUCGAGUGAAGGAAAUCUUUGGUGCAGGCACAGCGUGUGUUGUGUGUCCAGUCGAUCGAAUCCUUUACAUGAACCAGAACUAUCACAUUCCCACCAUGGAGAAUGGCCCAGAGCUAGCUAAAAGGUUCUUGAAAGAAUUGACAGACAUUCAGUACGGUCGGACAUCCAGCGAGUGGGCAAAGCUGGUCAUCUGAAUAAUGGAUAUCUGCUUUCCAUUCCACACAACCCUAAGCCAGAGGCAGCUCGGUCUGUACUGGGAAUGCUUUCAAUGCUUUGUGUGGCUUCUCAAGGGAAUAUCUUGGAGACUUUAUUAAUCUUGUCUGGUUGUAGAAUUAGUCCGGAAAGUGGAUUCAGCAGUGCUAUCUUGUUCUAGAUUCUUUGGUCUGCCGUAGUAGCCUUUAAUUGCUUAUCAAGUGAAUUGUUGCGCUUUAUAGGGAUGGAACUUGUUGCAACUUAUACAAUAAUCGGUAUCAGUGACUCUCCAAAUGCUCUUGAGACCCGUAGGACCCAGAGUUGGUUGUGGCUUUGAAGUGAAAAGCUGACGAUAUAUUGGAGGAAAUCGGUCGUGCUGGAAGAAGUCCUCAGCUCCUGUUUGCUGCUUCUGACGAUCAGGAAAUGCUGGGAAUCGGAGGGAGACUCAAAAACAGGAAAGAUCAAUUAAUGGCUUUGAUCUGUGCUGUUGAAUCGAUUGGUUUAGCAUGGCCGUUCCUUCAGCCACCUGUCAACUGCCGACAUUUGAACAGCCGCCUUGUUGAAGCUCUUCAGCUUUUCAUUUUAGUUCUCGCAGAGGACAUCAACUAGAGCCGUCUGAAUCAAAAGGAGUGGCGCAGCCGGUAGAACCGCUGCCUCACGGCACCUGAGACCCGGGUUUAAUCCUAAACACAGACACUGUUUGCAUGGAAUUGCACGUUCUCCCUCUCUUACUAAUGGGAGCUCCAGCUUCUUCCCACGUUUCUAGUACAAGCGUGUUGGUGGGUGAAUUAACACAGUGAAUUGCCCCUAGUGUGUGGCGAAGUAGUAGAAUCUCGGGCAGGGAGUUGAUGAGAAUGUAGAGAGAAUAAAAAAUGGGAUUGAUGUGGGAGUAUUGUUACAGUGUCUACUUGGUGGGCUAACAUGGACUCUGUGGGCUGAAGGGCCUGUUUCCAUGCAGUACGAAGAUAUGUCCCUGAAUCUCUUGGCUCUGCUAGGUCAGUUGGGGAUGGGAGUGGAGGUCAGGCACAUUGAGGAUUCAUUCCCCUGGCUCCGCUAAGUUAAACAGCCUGACUGUAUGUCACUAAAAAUCCCCUUGCCUCUAAGAACAUCAGAAUGUCAUUAUGGCAAAUUAUCUUUUUAAUGUAAUUUUAUCUGGGAUCUGGACAUUGCUGGCAAGAUUGAUUGCAGCAUUAAUUUCCCUGAACUAAGCGGCUCGUUAGGUCACUGUCGAGUCGGUCACGUUGCAAUAGGCUGGACUCACACACAGACCAUACUGUGUAAUCGUGAUGGAUUCCUUUCCCAAAGAUCACUAGUGAACCAGGUGGGUCUCUUCCACAAUCCAGUAGCUUCGUGGUCAUCAUUGCAAAGAAUUUAAAUCCCACCCAUGUAGGAUUUGAACUCGGGUCUCUCUGGGUUUAGCCUGGGUCUCCAGCGCACUAGUUAAUUCAACCACUGUUCCCAUCACAUGUUUUUGUACAGAAUGGUGUCAGAACGCACAAAACAAGUUGUAUUUUUUCUGAGUGGGACAGAAUUGGAGUAAAUCAGUCUUUAUAUGUACAAUGGAAGCAGAGCUAUGAUAGUUAUUAAAAAACGUAUGGCAUUCUUUUAAUGCUGCACAUGUUACUGUGACUAGUGGUGGUGCUAAUAGCUUGUUGAUGGGGCUCAACGGUACAAGUAGUGAACACUUCAUCUCCCAUUGUGAGGUUUUUUAUGUCAAAGCUGCUUCAAGUGUAUUGUAGAACCUGCCCACUUCUUGCUUGCUAAUCUAUAGCAACCUGUUAAGGUAACUUGUAAUAACAACUGUACCCCUGUCCUCAGCCCCAGUGCAGUGAUUGCCCCAAGGAUAGGGGUUAGGGAUCAGAAAAUCACACAACGGCUGCACUUCUGUAGUGCUGAAGGAGGCCAAUAGGUUAAUGAUGGCAGAAAUGUUUCAUCUGUUGCAUGGUCAGUGUGGAGUCUUCCCCCAAUCAAGAAUCUGGCCUUUAUUGUUCCACUGCCACAAGAGCAUUUUCAGCGCUUUCCCUGUUUUUUAACAGGUUGACUUGGCCGAUGGACUGAGAAGAAUGAGACUACAGCCACAUAACCCCACUGAUGAGCAGCAGACGUUACUGAGACAGCAUCUCUAGCCCUCCAUGCAGUUAGCUCCAUCCAGCAGCCCUGUGUCGAGGAAACUCUGAGAUCACCCUUCCUCAACAUCAAUCUGUGAGAGGCACUCUUGUGGCCUUCCCUUUGUGGUUGAUGGGCUGUUUUCUGAAGAGGCAUUUAGUUGAUUGAGGGAGUCAACAUCACCGCUGCACAUCCAUUUAUGUCAGUCUGUCUCUGAGCGUAGGUGACCACCAGUGUUGCGGUAAGUCGAUGUUAGGCAGCACAAUGGUACAGCUGGAGCAGCCGCUGCCUCACAGCGCCAGACCCGGGUUCCAUCCUGACCUCGGGUGCUGUCUGUGUGGAGUUUGUAUGUUCUCCCUCUGACCGCAUAGGUUUUCUCUAGGUGCUCCUGUUUCCUCCCACAUUCCAAAGAUGUACAGGUUUGUAGGUUAAUUGGCCUCUGUAAGUUGCCCCUAGUGUGCAGGGAGUGGAUGUAAACGUGGGAGAAUAAAGAACUGCCCGUGAAUGGGUGAUUGAUGGUCGGUGUGGAAUCGGUGGACUGAGGAGCCUUAUUUCUGUGCUGUGUGUCUAAAACUAAAACUUAUCUGCAUUUCAUUGCAUGACCUCGAUGGGUUUGUGUGUGUGUAUGUGGUGUAUCUGUGUAUAUGUGGGUGUGUAUGUGGGUCUGUGUGUAAGUGGAUGUAUGUGCAUGUGUGUGUGUGUCCAUUGAGAAUCCUCUGAACCAUUGCAUCUAAUGCAUCAAUGUGCUUCUCCACUCAAAUGGGUAUUGGUUUCUCUGCCCGUCUGGGUACUGAUUAACAGCCGUAGUGUAACAAGCUGACCUCCGAGACCCUGUAGCAGGAUGCCAGUUUCACUUAAUCCUUGGAUGAGGCAGUGUGGUUUGACAAACUGCAGCUUGGGACAACUAGGUAUUCUGGAUUUAGCCGUGUCAGUAACUGAAGGAGUCAAACUGGGUCAACUCAGAAAUAACUGUGCCAGUUAUGUCAUCGAUAAGCUGCAUAAUAAACCCAUCCUUUAAAUCAUCUUCGGCACUGUUUUUACCCAGUGAUAAUUGUAAAGAGACAAACCACCAAAUUCCAGUUCUCAUUACCUGCCGGGUUAGUCUGAAGAAGGGUCUCAACCCGAAACGUCACCCAUUCCUUCUCUCCAGAGAUGCUGCCUGUCCCGCUGAGUUACUUUUUGUGUCUAUCUUCAGGUUAGGUAAUGUGCUCGUUAGGGCAGCACAACAGCUGCCUCGCUGGUUCAGCCCCGGAUUCAAUCCUGACCUUGGGUGCUGUCUGUGUGGAGUUUGCCCAUUUCCCACCUAUGAUAGAGUACGUCACCCCGGGUGCUCCAUUUUCCUCCCACACAACAAAGGCGUGCCACUGCUGGCAUGCAAAGGUUGGCCACUGUUAAAUUGCCUGAAGUGUGCAGGGAAUGGUAGAAUCUGUGGGAGUUGACAGGAAUGUGCGGGGGGGAAUAAAAUAGGAUUGGUGUCGGCGAGCUGUAAAGCAGUGCACAGAUUUGGAGGGCCGAAUGGCCUGUUUCUGUGCUGUACGAUUGGAUGACUAGUGAUUUACACAGUGAGAUGCUCAGUUUGGAGUAUGGGGAGGCAGGCAUGGAGCUGCAGGGAGUGCAUGUCAGAGGAGUCACUGCAUGGAAACGGGAAUGACAGAGGUACGGAGACAAUACUGAGCAAGGUGGCGUCCUGAACGAGCCCAUUUUGCCUGUUUGGUCCAUGUCACACUGUAAAUGCUCUUGGUACGGACAGACAUUCCGUAUUCAGUAUCAAACUGAAGAAGGGUCCCGACCCGAAAUGUCAUCCACCCUUUUUCUCCUGAGAUACUACCAACCUGACUCCAGCACUUUGUGUCAUUCUUUAUUGGGGCUCAUCUUGACUAAGAGUCAAGUUCUUUACCAGACCACCACCAGCAUCCGUGCUGUCUGAAGGAUGUUGGCAAAAUCCAGAACCAACACCACAUGUGUCCUUACCAAGGGCUUUCACAGUGGCCUUGUUCCACUAUCUCUAACUCAUGAAAUGUCAUGUCAUGGCUCUGAGGGAGGUUAAUAGAUUGGUGCUGUUUGGGCUGAAUCCUGACUGUCAACAAAAUAAGAGUGAAAUUGCAAAGAAUCCCAUCUCCAAAACGUUCCUUUGGGAGGUUAAUUAUAAAUGCUUCCAGUAAACUCUGUGUCGAGGCUGCACUUCACGUUAUUCUGGUUUGCUGCGUGGCCAACAUCUCUUCCUAUUUAAUGUGUCUGGCAGCGUUCAUUUGGCUUUGAUCUUUACCUGUAAGUUGUAUUUUUGUUCACCAAGAGUAUAUUUAUACACCUUUGAAUUAUGUCUUUCAUUCCCAAGUGCUAUUUAUAAAUGUAUUUUUUUCUUUACGAAGGUUGUCAAACUCGCUUGCACCAUUAAUAACAAUAUAUUCCUUCAUUCUGCAAUAAAAUAAUUAAAAUGUG